AUGCAUACUUUACAAAUUAAUAAUAAUGUCACUGCUACCAUUCAGGAAUUCAUCCUCCUGGGUUUCCUGUGUAGCCAAGAAGUAGAAAUUCUCCUUUUUGUUUUGUUUUCUAUUAUCUACAUCUUGACCUUGUUGGGCAAUGGUGCUAUCAUCUGUGCUGUGUGGUGGGACCAGCAACUUCACACUCCCAUGUACACCUUACUGGCCAACUUCUCAUUCCUGGAGAUCUGCUACAUCAAUUCUAACGUGCCCAAUAUGUUGUUCAACUUUCUCUCCAAGACCAAGACCAUCUCCUAUAAUGGCUGCAUCCUACAAUUCUACAUCUUCCUUUCUCUUUGUGCUACCGAACUCUUCUUCCUGGCCCUGAUGGCAUUUGAUAGGUAUAUCGCUAUUUGCCAUCCACUACACUAUCCCACCAUGAUGACUAAGAAAGUCUGUGGAAUUCUUGUGUCUGCCUGUUGGGUGGGUGGCUUCCUCUGGUUAGUGACACCGGCUACCCUUGUCUCCCAAGUUCCAUUUUGUGGUUCAAAUAUCAUCGAUCACUACCUCUGUGAUCUGGGGGCAAUGCUGGCCAUCUCAUGUGUCCCUGUCCCCAAGACAACUCUGACAUGUAGCACUUUCAGUGCUGUGAUAAUGCUCAUCACUUUAUUUUACAUCCUUGCAUCCUACACUCUGGUCCUUCGAGCUGUGGUUCAGGUUCCUAAAGGUUCAGGCAGGAAAAAAGCCUUCUCCACAUGUGCCUCCCACCUGGUAGUGGUGUCUCUAUUUUAUGGCUCAAUCCUAGUGAUGUAUGUAAGCCCAGGGACAGCCAACCAGCCUGGGCUGCAGAAGUUUGUGACCAUGUUGUAUUCAAUUGCUACUCCACUUUUAAAUCCUUUGAUCUACAGUCUCAGGAAUAGGGAGAUGAAGGUUGCCCUAAGGAAAGUUAUGUGUAAAGUUUAAAAAUUAUUCCUGAGUGGGAGACAUCUGGGUGAUGUAAAAUUCCCCUUGAGUCCCAUUGUAAAGAGUAAAGAAAAACUAAGCUUACAACCAAGAAAAGGUACUAGACAAUAA
Tupaia belangeri chinensis (Chinese tree shrew) is the source of this 1053-nucleotide messenger RNA. Its product is annotated as olfactory receptor 11H7. The transcript has a single exon. NCBI's taxonomy places the organism in Eukaryota, Metazoa, Chordata, Mammalia, Scandentia, Tupaiidae. Gene Ontology annotation, molecular function: G protein-coupled receptor activity; olfactory receptor activity. The record is from RefSeq and is a predicted model, not a curated record. Gene Ontology annotation, biological process: G protein-coupled receptor signaling pathway. Gene Ontology annotation, cellular component: membrane.